This is a messenger RNA of Glycine soja, 2185 nucleotides long. RefSeq names its product protein SCARECROW-like. The transcript has a single exon. The coding region runs from base 243 to 1856 and encodes 537 amino acids. Gene Ontology annotation, cellular component: nucleus. The record is from RefSeq and is a predicted model, not a curated record. Gene Ontology annotation, biological process: regulation of DNA-templated transcription. Gene Ontology annotation, molecular function: DNA-binding transcription factor activity; sequence-specific DNA binding. Lineage: Eukaryota; Viridiplantae; Streptophyta; Magnoliopsida; Fabales; Fabaceae.
GCCUUUAAAAGUGACACAAACCUCUUCUUCAAAGCCCCCUCUUACACCAAUUCCUCCCUUAUUCCACUUCUUUGUGUUUUGCUACAUGCUUCUUACUUUCUUUCUUUUCCCUAUCUCAUAAAUUUCCUAUACAUAAGUAGAUAUCAUAUAUAGAAGCAUUUGAUAUAUCCUUCUAUAUAACUUUUCCUUAUCUCGUAAAUUUCUUUUACAAAAAUAGAUAGAAGUAGCAUUUGAUUCCUUCUAUGAUGAAAGUGGGAUUUGAGGUGGUUCAUGCAAAUUAUAAUUCAAACAUGAUUCGUCCACACAUGCAUGAAACAUGGGAUGAUCACUACUCAAAUAACAUUACUACUUCCUUGCCAUUUUCAUCUCCAACAACCCCAUCAAACCCUUAUCCAAAGCCAGCAACAGAAAACAACCAUUGCCUCAACAUGGGGCAGAAUAAUGAACUCUGUGAUUGGAUGGAGGAACAAGUUAGCGACUUCACCAAACACCUUGUUGAAGACUUUCCAGAAACAACAACCACUUCUGAUAACUUGCUUUCUAAUAACCCAACAAGGGUUAACAUUGCUUCCCAUCACAACCUUAAUGUUCCCUCACUACUUUCACCCAAAUUCAGUCAAAGAAAACCCUCAUGUUUAUUUAGACCCCAGUUUGAGUCCUUCACCAAUAAUGACCCCCCAAACUUCAAUCUUCACAUUCAAACAAAUACCUCAACUUUAGAUCAAAGCCAACACAAUGUUGUUUAUGAUCAAGGGUUGAGCCUAAUAACCCUUCUAAUGGAGUGUGCAGUGGCAAUCUCAGUUGACAACCUAGGUGAGGCUCAUAGGAUGUUACUAGAGCUAACACAAGUGUCCUCACCCUACAAAGCAUCAUGUGCUGAACGUGUUGUUGCUUAUUUUGCGAAGGCCAUGACUAGCAGGGUGAUGAAUUCAUGGCUUGGAGUGUGUUCCCCUUUGGUUGAUCACAAAAGCAUAAACUCAUCAUUCCAAGUGUUCAACAACAUCUCCCCUUUCAUCAAAUUUGCUCACUUCACUUCGAACCAAGCAAUUCUAGAAGCAGUGAGCCAUUGUGACAGCAUCCACAUAAUUGACUUGGACAUCAUGCAAGGGCUUCAAUGGCCAGCUUUUUUCCACAUCUUAGCCACAAGAAUGGAGGGUAAACCACAGGUAACAAUGACAGGUUUUGGAGCCUCAAUGGAACUCCUUGUUGAAACAGGAAAACAGCUCACAAACUUUGCAAGAAGGCUUGGCAUGUCACUGAAAUUCCUCCCUAUUGCAACAAAGAUUGGUGAAGUAAUUGAUGUGUCCACGCUUCAUGUGAAGCCUGGUGAGGCAGUGGCAGUGCACUGGCUUCAGCAUUCACUGUAUGAUGCAACUGGACCUGAUUGGAAAACAUUGAGGCUCCUUGAGGAGUUGGAGCCAAGAAUCAUCACCUUGGUGGAGCAAGAUGUGAACCAUGGAGGAGGAGGGUCUUUCUUAGACCGUUUUGUUGCUUCCUUGCACUACUACUCCACCCUCUUUGAUUCCCUUGGAGCAUACUUGCACAAUGAUGAUGAAAACCGGCACCGUGUCGAGCAUGGCCUUCUCUCCAGAGAGAUCAACAAUGUGUUGGGCAUAGGAGGACCUAAGAGGAGUGAAGACAAGUUUAGGCAGUGGAGGAAUGAGCUUGCUAGGCACUGUUUUGUGAAGCAGGUUCCAAUGAGUGCCAAUUCAAUGGCUCAAGCACAAUUGAUAUUGAACAUGUUUUCACCUGCUUAUGGGUAUAGCCUUGCACAAGUUGAGGGAACUUUAAGGCUUGGAUGGAAGGAUACUAGCUUGUACACAGCUUCUGCAUGGACCUGCAGUAAUUCUAGCUAGAUAUACCUUAAUAAAGGUUCAUAGCUAGCUUUUCAAAAUUGGGUCUUCAAAGUGUUCAAAGUUCAAAGUAGUAGCUGGAAAAUUGAGCUGUAUAUUGAGAAGAUUGAUUACAACUUUUUAGGUAAUAGAUAAACAAUUCUGUAGCCAUUUUCAUAUGUUCACACAUAAUUUAUGGUUUCCUUAAAAACUAGUUUGUUUGCUUUUGUCAAAUAUUCUACUUAGACAAAAGUUAAUUAUCGCAUGGGGUAUGUUGUGAUUAUUUUUUAUAGCUAAAUGUUAGGUAUUAGCUUUUUGUUGGUGAAAAGAUUCAAAUUCACAGUCCUUUUUUA